Molecule: messenger RNA, 263 nt
Organism: Racocetra persica
Lineage: Eukaryota; Fungi; Glomeromycota; Glomeromycetes; Diversisporales; Gigasporaceae
Source: the annotation of a GenBank genome assembly
AUGUGGAAUAAUCCAGCAUUUUCAAGUAGUAUGGCAUGUAGUGAACAAAGUGAGGGCACUUAUGUCACAGAUGUAGUAAUGCUUUUGCUUCGGGCCAGUCUAAGCAGUUUCCCAAAUGGUCCUAUUUGCUUGAGCUCGGCAGAGCGUCAAAGCUUAGCAAGCAAGACUCGCAAAAAUGGAUUAAUUAGAAAAAAGCCUGACCUUAUGGUGUUAAUGAAAUAUGCAGAGAAACUUUUGAAAUUGCUUAUGUUGAAUGUUCCUGA